This is a messenger RNA of Podarcis raffonei (Aeolian wall lizard), 8031 nucleotides long. RefSeq names its product crystallin beta-gamma domain containing 1 (gene CRYBG1). The coding region runs from base 49 to 5979 and encodes 1976 amino acids. The transcript is spliced from 23 exons. NCBI's taxonomy places the organism in Eukaryota, Metazoa, Chordata, Lepidosauria, Squamata, Lacertidae. The record is from RefSeq and is a predicted model, not a curated record.
GGCGGGUGUGGGCGUGGCUUGUCUUGGCUUGGCUGAGCUGCCGCUGCCAUGGCUGGUGCUGCCUUUAGGAGGCGCUUCGCCUUUCUCGCCAACCUCAACUGCAUGGCUCGGCGCUCCCAGGGCGCGCGCACAGGCGGAGCACCUUCUCAUUUACCUGGCCAGCCUCUGGAGCCAAAGGCGGUUGCUGCUGCUGCUGCCGCCGCCGCCUCACAAGUGCCUCCGCCUGCCCGGGACCAGAUCCCGUCGAAGAGGCGAACGGCGCCCAGCAUGGAGAAAGGGGGCUUCAAGAAGCUCGGCAGGCUCUUCCACAAGAGCGAGUCCGAGGACUCGGAGCCGGACAGCGGCAGAGACGCGUCGUUCCCGUCGCCCUGCCCUUCCCCGUCCCUGAGUCAGGGGCGGCGGGAGCAUCUCCACAGCCACGACGCCGCCGCCGCCGCCUCCGGAGAGCGCAAGAAGCGCUCGGCUUUCGGGAACUGGCGCCUCAAGAAGAAGCGCAAGGACCGCCCGGCGGCGCUGCCGGAGGAGGGGAGCCAAGGAGGGGCGAGCGAGCCCCCGUCUCCCUCGCUCUCCCACUUGUCCUACUUCACCACCUGGGAGCCCACGACCCCCACCAAAAGAGAUUUUGACAUGCCAGAUACACAAUUUGCUGCUCAGGCCAAUCAGCUGCCUCCACUACCCUCAAAAGAGACACAGUUUGCUUAUGGUAUUCCAAUGGAUUCAGUAACUACAUCUACGUUGCCAGCAUCAUUUAAAAAGUCCAAAACAUCCUCUUCAGAGUCUUAUAAGGAAGAAAACAAAAAGAAGCCAGUUUUGGGAAAGUUUGGAAAUUUUUUUACUACAGGGAGAAGAAAAAAUCCCAAAAACACAUUAGAAGCUUCUUUAAGGCCAAGUGUUAAAAGUGCAAGCUCGGGUUCGCCUCACAAGGGUAUCGCUCCACUGGCAUCGAUAGAUAUUGAAGACUUUAAAGAUCUGUCUAAAAGUGAGGAAUCUCUUAUUGACCAGGUUUGCAGUCAGGACCAGGAAAGGAUACGAAAUACUGUUAAAGACACAGAAGAAUAUCUCUCCAAAAGGGAUCUGACACGAUUGUAUAAUGAUAUUGUUUCAGAAUGGAACACUAAAGGAAUUAAUUCUGACAGUGAAUUGUCAUCUGAUUGGCGCAGCAGUACUGAGACAAUAAAAAAUACAUUAUUUGAUAGCAAUCUUACACUUCAGACACUGGAAGCAGAGAAUGAUCUAGUCACUGACACAAAAAAUACUACAACUCCAGAUUUCUUUAGAAGUUUAACUAAUAUAUCCAGUGAGGACCUAGAACAUAACAUAUUAAACCACAAGGAAUUAGUGGAUGUUCAUUCAUGUUCAGAAUCAGAAUAUGCACCAUCAGAGGAGCCAUCUAUUUUGGAGUCCAGUGAACGUGCCCACACUUCUAGAGUGUUGACAUUGGAUAUUUUUCUUCGUAGAGCUGAACAACCAUAUUCCAAUGAACCAGUGACUGUUGUAUUAGACGACUGUAGUAACACAAUGGAUAAAAAAUCUGCAGUAAGGAGAUCUGGAAAGAGGAGAAAAUCUCAGUCCUCCAGUGACAUGCCAAAUGGGGACAAAAAUGUAACUGAGAAUACUGCAAAAGAAGAACCUGUUUUUGAUGGUAUUGCUUCAGAUUUGGUUUCAGAAAAAAUAACCACCCCUGAAAGAAAAGCUAAGACUUCUCAACAGAUGAAUUCUCCCACAACUAACCAUGACACAAGGACUGGAAGUAAUCACAAGGGACUUACUAAGACAGAGUUAGAGAAAAACAAGCAGCAGACCCCUACUUCAUCCCCAUACAGGAGGAAAUCCUUAAAAAAGAAUCAACCUGACACAAGUCCUCUUUCACCCACAGGCUUGAAGAGUCAUGGGAAAGAUUCAUCCACCAAACGACAGAUUGAAGGAGCAACAGAUAGUAAUCCAAUAUCAAAAUGUACUUCAGCAGAGAAGCUGUCUUCUGGUGAAAGCACUGUAGAGACUCCUAAAAUUUCUUCUCUAGGCAUCACAGACAAUAGCACCGUGUCACAUUCUGAAAGAAGAACAGAGUCUAAGGCACCAGAUAUUGUCAACAAUUCUGAUGGCAGUGCUUUGCUGCGCACUGACAAGCAAAGAAAUGGCGAGUUGGGAACUACAAAUGGAAAGCAAACUACCUCUGGUUUGGAUGGUGCAAAAGAGAGAAAUCCAUGCUUUGAUGUUUCCAGAACUGUCACAACAAAAGUUAGUCUUCCAGCUAAACCAAAGAAUGUAGAAUUAAACCUUAAGGCGUCCAGAACUCUAGAAGAUGUGCAAACUGAGCAAGAUUCUAUGGACAAAGCUGUUAAAAUUAACUUCAGUAUUGCCAAUAAAAUAUCCAUGUUUGAAAGCAAACAAACUAAUCAGAACCAAUCUGCUGAGAUCUCUUCUUUAAAAAAAGGUUCUGUAUCAAAUACAUUUGUUGGCAGAGCAAAGCUGAAAUUUGGGAAACAGCACCCUGAAAGUGAGCAGACCAAAAGAAUAACAAAUAAGCCAAACAAUCGACAGAAAGCAUUGCAAAAUGGUGCAAAGGUGAAGGAUGUAUCUUCAGAUAUAAAAAUCAAGUCUGAAGAAGGGACUCAAUCAAAUAUUAUAACUAAUGAAGAAAUUGGAAAUGCUGCUGAAUCUCAGUUUAGUCAGAAUGGAAAAGUAGAUGAUAACCAUGCGAGUGUUUUUAUUUCUAAAAAAGUUGAUACAGAAUUAGCCAACGAUAAUUGUUUGCCUAAAACGCCAUCUAUACUACAAACUGAAGAAAUUGAAACAAUCCAAAAUGAUAACAGGAAUACAAAUGUCAGAUCCAUAUCUCCUGAAAGUGGAGAGGAACUUUUCUUGAAAACAAACAUGCAUUCUCUAAGUAAAGAAGACCAUUGUCUCCUGCAGCCUGACCCAGUGCCCCCCAAAGUAGAACACAACAUGACUUCUCAGACUGAAAAUGAAGACACAAAGAUGACAAAUACGUUUUUGGAAAACAAACAGAUAUUCGAGCAGAAUUUCAGUGGACAACCUGAUUCAAACAGUGAUUGUAAUGUCCCUAAAGCUGGCAAUGAGGAUACCAUUUGUGAUUCCCCAGACAUGACGAAGUUUACUGAAACUAUUAAAAAUCUAGACAGCUCUAUUUGUGUACCUCAAAAAAAGAAAAAACCCAAAGUUCCAAAAUCUCCAGCACCUCCCUUUGCUAUGCCUCCAAUUCAUGAGGACAAUUUAGAGAAAAUAUUUGACCCCAAUAUAUUUACAGUUGGUUUAGGAAUCAAAAGAGACAAACCACGAGAUUUAGCCCCAUCCCUGCAGCUGAAAUUGCAUAGUCUAGAAACAGAGGCUAGAGUCAGACCCAAACGUGCCUCAGCUGAGAACAGCCUUCUUCUCCAAUCUCUGAAAUUAUCUAACAGACCAGACCUUGCACUUACCCAGGAAGUAAGUGGGAAAGAAAGCAAGGAUGGUACCGAUGGCGACAUUAAGAGAUCUCGACUUGAAAAGAGUGCCAUAUUCUCAAGCCUUCUAUUACCUUCAACUAAAGAAAAUGUGUUUACUCCAUCUGUAACAUCUAUAAACACUAUCACAACAACCUUUUCAUCUCAGAAGAGUGCUAAUUGCCCAGGAAUCCCUCCUCUAAUAUUUGAUGUGGCUCAGAAAUCUGAGUCUCUUUCAGAUUUCAAAAAUCCACAAUUUAUGGAGAAAUAUUUGCAAACUGAGGAUCCAAAAAAAGAGAGAAUUUUGCAGAUGGCAAACUUUGGAAACCCUGACACCAGUUUUUCAAGCUGGUUGAAACCUGGACAGUAUGAACCAAAUAGCUUCUUACCAGACAUUGAGGCAUUUUCAGGAAACAACCAAAAUAAAAUUAAUCCUAGACCUGGAAAGGUCGUUAUCUGCAGUAAAUCAGACCCUUUGGAAAAUGCUAUUGAAGUUUUUCAUGAUAUGGUGGACUGCACCGCUUGGGUACUGUCGCCUGUAAUUCUAGUUAAAGUCGUCAGAGGAUGUUGGAUUCUAUAUGAGAAGCCAAACUUUGAAGGGCCCUCUAUUCCUCUGGAGGAAGGAGAAAUUGAAUUUUCAAACCUUUGGGGUGAAGAACCACUUGAUAACAAAGAUGAAUGCAAAUGCCCUGAGCCUGCAGUGAUUGGUUCAAUGAGGCAUGUAGUAAAGGAUUAUAGCAUUUGCCGAAUUGACCUGUUUACAGAACCAGACGGGCUGGGUCUUGUAAAUUCAUACUUUGAUGACACGGAAGAAACUCGAUUUGGUUCUGCACAGAAAACGUCUUCUAUCCAAGUGCAUCGGGGCAUAUGGCUACUUUAUGAAGAACCUGGUUUCCAGGGAAUCCCUUUAAUGCUGGAACCUGGAGAAUAUCCUAAUCUAUCCUUUUGGGAUAAGAAAGAAGCAUAUGUUAGGUCCAUGAGGCUCUUGAAAAUGGGUGGACGCAAAGUUGAAUUUCCUGAAAGCCCAAAGGUCAUUAUUUACGAAAAGCCAUUCUUUGAAGGAAAACAUGUAGAGCUUGAUUCAGAAUUAGUAGCUCUUGCUGUGGAAGGAAAUGAAAAAGAAGAAUCAGCAGAGCUGGAAACAGGAACACUCACAUCAAUAGGAUCCAUAAAAGUGAAGGGAGGAAUUUGGGUUGCUUAUGAGAAGCCAGAGUUUGCAGGGCAUCAGUAUUUGCUGGAAGAAGGAGAAUACCAGGAAUGGAUGGACUGGGGUGGUUAUGAUGAGCAGGUGCAGUCGCUGAGGCCUGUUCUAGGGAGUUUUAUGCAACCUCACAUGAUAAUGUAUGCUGAAAAAGACUUUGGAACUAAAGGUUCCAAUAUAAGCGUUUCAGGAAUUGUUUCCCAUUUAAAGGAUACUGGCUACGGACUAAGGACUCAAUCCAUAAAUGUGUUAAGUGGAGUGUGGGUGGCGUAUGAAAAUCCUGACUUUACAGGAGAGCAGUAUAUCCUUGAUAAAGGACUAUACCCCAACUAUGGUACAUGGGGAGCUAAAAGUUGUAAGAUCUCUUCAGUUCAACCCAUAAUUUUGGACAACAUGAGUGAUCAUACGGGGAAAUUUAAGGUCCAGCUAUUUUCGGAACCAGAGUUCCAGGGUAACUGUCAAAUAUUUGAGAAAGAUACUUCAGAGAUCGAGGAGACAUUCCUUGCUAUGUCUUCAAAAGUAUUAUCUGGCAGUUGGAUUGCAUAUGAUGAAGAAAAUUUCUCUGGAAAUCAGUAUGUGUUAGAAGAAGGAGCCUAUCCUAAUCUGUCUGCAAUGGGUUGCCUACCCAAAACAUGCUUGAAGUCCUUAAAAGUUGUAAAUAUUGAACUUUCUGAGCCAACCAUAGCCCUUUUUGAAAAGGAAGACUUCAACGGAAAGAAAAUGGAAUUUACUACCGAGGUCUUAAAUCUCCAGUUCCUUGGCUACAACCGUCAUGUGGCUUCAGUAGAUGUCCAUGGUGGCAUAUGGAUUAUUUAUGAAUACAGUAACUAUAAAGGUCGUCAGAUUUUAUUAUCACCUCAGAAAAUACCAAACUGGUAUGAGUCAAGUGGCUACCACAGAAUAGGUUCUCUACGGCCUUUACUACAGAAAAAAGCAUAUUUCAGACUGAGAAACAAAGUAACAAAGAAGUUCAUGUCAACUGAUGGAAAUGGAGAUGACUUGAAUCUUCUUAGGAUACAGGUUGUGGAAGAUGCUAAAUCUGAUGAACAAGUCUGGAUUUAUCAAGAUGGAUUCAUCAAAUGUAGGCUGGCAGAAGAACUUUGCUUGACAAUUGUGGGUAACCUGAUUACACCUGGUGCCAAACUGGGCCUGGCACUUCAGCAGAAUGAAGAAAAACAAAAAUGGAGUAUUAAUCCAGAUGGGAGGAUUUACAGAAAGAUGAAACCAAACUUAGUAUUAGAUAUUAAAGGUGGGAAGCACUAUGAUCAAAACCACCUCGUUCUCAGUUCAGCCAGCGAAGACAGGCCAACACAGUGCUGGGAACCACUGGUCAUAUAAAUGGCACAGGCUAAGAAUCAGUUCCAUCAACUUUAUGAAGACUGGCAGAAAACAGGACAUUGGAGCAGUCUUCACAGUAAUUUUAAAAAACAAUGAACAGAAUUUGAGUGAGUGAGUGAGUGAAUGCUGUUUGUACCCUUGGAUUAAGACCGAGAGACCUACCCCCUUUCCUAUUUGUUAUUCAAAGGUUAAAACAUAUUGCAAGCAGUUAUUAUACAUCAUUGAUAAGUUACUCAUUCAGAAUACAUUUUAAUCUGGUAUUUUAAAUUAUUUACAAAGACUUGUUUUAUUCUCCUUGGCUUCAUGCUGAAACAGAAUUUACAUUUUUGCACUGGAAUUUUUUUUACUGAAAAUUUGCCUGCAGCUAUUCUGUUUGGACCAAAUAUAAUGAACCGUUUACUCAUAAAAUGAACCCAAUCAAAUCAGGCAAUUUUUAAAAUGGAGUUACAGCAUUAUAGUCAAAUGUAUUAAAGUACACUCUUAAGCCUGUGGUUGUACUUUUGUAUCAAAGACAAAUGUAUAUUCCAUAAACAUUUGCUGCCAGAUAGAAUAGGUUGCCAAAUAAGCUGCUCAGUUCCUUAAAAAUCUGCAUGUCUGCCUUACUUUAUACAACGUGGGACUCAUCCAGACUUCUGCUUGUCUCACCACUUUCCCAUAGCCAAUAAUUUACCACUGAAUUGGAGUAAAUGUCACUCAUAUUUUCUGAUUCAGUGCUAAAGUGUGGGUUUUCCCAGGGAGGGCAGUGGGGCAAACAGAAAACCCAUCCAAGUAUGGGACAAGCAGAAGUGUGAAUGAGCCCUUAGUAACUCUUUGUUAAAGGUCAAAAUGUACCACUUUUGAAAUGCAAGAGGAAAUACUAUUCCAUAAAAACUGGCUUUGCUAGCAUAGCAAUUCUCUCUUUUCAAGCAGCUGCAGCACCAACAACUGUUUGCUUCCCAACUUCUGUGCCCUAAAAUUUCUUGGAUGAAAAUUGUUGCCUAAAUUUUCAUGUUAGUUUUAUACUACUGGUAAUGUAUUCAGAGUUAUUUCAGUGUUAAGCUCUUUACUUCUAUACCCUGCUUUACAACCCAUCCUGUUUGUUUCCCAUCUUAGCAUGUAGUGGGCAGACAUUGCUGCAUUUGAAAACCCACAACAGUAGCUUGUGUGAUUAAGUACAAAUUUUAUCUGAAUUCUACAAUAAUCCAAAUUGUUCUCUGAAAAACACUAACACCAUACUGUUCAGGUGAAAAACAGUCUAGAGGAGUUGCAGCCAUUCUAUAAAGUAGUCCCAGCAAAAUGUCUACCUCUAUGCUAAGGUGGGAACAUUUUGAAUUCCUUGAGUAUUCAACUACAGGAAAACUCGCAUGUUAGAGGCAGUCAUGGAGAAGCUUGCAUUCUCAUGACAAAUAUAAUAGAUGCUUGGUACCUAGGCAUCUCUAGCAAACCAAAGCAAUUUUCCAAGAGAAAACAGAAAUAGGUUUUAUAUAUAGAAACUUAAGAUAGCUCUUAAAGUACUACUCUUUCCUAGUGUGAAGAUUAUUCUGUUAUUUCUAUUACUACUCUUUCCUAGUGUGAAGAUUAUUCUGUUAUUUCUAUUACUACUCUUUCUUAGUGUGAAGAUUAUUCUGUUAUUUCUAUUACUACUCUUUCUUAGUGUGAAGAUUAUUCUGUUAUUUCUAUUACUACUCUUUCUUAGUGUGAAGAUUAUUCUGUUAUUUCUAUUACUUUGAUAUUGAAUGUUCUGAUGCAAACCACUUAAUACUAUUGCUACUUGCACACCUGGGAUGCUCUGUCAAGUGUCCUGAAAAGCUGUUAGGAUUUUCCAAUUCUGCACUGACUUGGUUAGAGAACACUAUUUUGUUAAUUUGUUUAUUAGGAAAUUAGCACACUUCCACUUCAAUCUGCUGUACAAAUUAUUGCUUUUGGUUAAAAUAUUUCUAGUGUUCUUGAUAAGAAGCUGCUGCUUAUUUCUUUGAAACUUGGUUUUAAGGUGUGUUACUUAAAAAUAAACAUUUUUCUGUGCCCCAAACUAUUGUAUAAACAUAUUUUACAAAUAAAUAUUAUUCUGGUGAA